Molecule: messenger RNA, 978 nt
Organism: Peronospora belbahrii
Lineage: Eukaryota; Oomycota; Peronosporomycetes; Peronosporales; Peronosporaceae
Source: the annotation of a GenBank genome assembly
AUGGCGUCUCAGGUAAAGCGAGUAAAGAAGAAUGAAGGGCAAGAUACAGCGGAUAACACUGAUUCAAUGGUAUUUGAAAGACGUAAUCCAUCGCAUAUUAAAAACAAAAUGAAGCGUCAACUUGUCAUGCAGAAAUAUCGAAAGGAAAAGAAAGAGGCCAAGAAAGCGGCGCAGCUCAAACGUCGACGUGAAGCUGAGGAAAUGGGCGAAGAAGCACCAGCUAAAAUGGAGCCACGAACAAUUGAUAAUACACGUGAGAAAGAAGUGACGAUGGUUAGUCAUGAAGGUGACGAGGAAAUUGAUGGUGAUGAGCAUGAUGACGAGUUUGCAAGGAUCUUUGCCAAUGAAGAAACACCAAAGCUUAUGAUUACAACGCGUCCAUUUCCAUCUGGUGAUCUCUAUCACUUUGUUAAAGAUCUCAUGGAUCUAGUACCUAAUUCAUUCUACUACAAACGAGGUACAUUUGAUAUUAAAGAGAUUGUACAGUUUGCAAGUAACAAAGAGUUUACGCACUUGAUUGUGCUCUCAGAGAAAAGCAAGAUCUGCAAUGGCAUGCUCGUGAGUCGUUUGCCCGAGGGUCCGACAGCAUUUUUCAAGGUAUCAAACGUCAAGUUGACAGCUCACAUUAAGGAACGCGGUCGACGCACGAAUCACCAGCCGGAGCUGAUUCUUAACAACUUUUCGACGCGUCUAGGCCACCGUGUGGGCCGAUUCCUGGGCUCGCUGUUUGAACAUCAGCCUGAAUUUGAGGGUCAUCAGGUCGUGACGUUUCACAACCAGCGCGAUUUUAUCUUUGUCCGACAUCAUCGCUACACAUUUGAGAACGAGAAGAAGGCACGUUUGCAGGAGAUUGGGCCACGCUUUACAAUGAAGCUGCGUUGGCUGCAAGAAGGUACAUUCGACACCAAAUUUGGCGAAUACGAGUGGAUUCACAAGCAGCAUCAGCUCGACACGUCACGCCGAAAAUUCCAUCUCUAA